AUGGUCAAUCAUUCAUUACCUGUAUUACGUGGUGGUGGUGUUGUUGCUAUUGGUCAAAAACUUGAAUGUGAAAAUGGUGUUUUUGAUCCAGAGAUUUCAUUUGUUGUAUUCAAUGAAACACAGGCUUGCAUAAAGGCAAACUGGUGGCGUUCAUUUGACAAGAAAGGAUGGUCAACUUGUAAGUUGAACAACACAUUUAUAACUGGUUUUUGGCGCAACCAGUUAACCAAUUCUAAAAAUGAUGGAAUUCACAAACUUGAAAUGGCUAAGUGCUGCUCGUCAAGUAAAAUGUACAGAGGACAGAGUAGUAAAUGUCAAAAUGCCGACUGGUGGAAUACUUUUGAUAAACAAGGGACUUGGAGUUAUUGCUUUAACGGGUAUUUCCUAAAUGGUCUCUACCGUACCAAAGGCAAAAGAUUACACAAUAUUGAGGAAGGAAAAUGUUGCAAACCAGUCAAUCAUCCAGACAAGUAUGGUGAUUGUUACGAUGAAGACAUUGGUGAAAAGUUUAACAAAAAAGGAUGGGCAUUGUGCAAAAGAGCUGGGUAUUACAUAACAGGAUUAUACAGAGGUCCUGGAGAUAACUGGCUUCACAGCAUUGACCAAUUAAAAUGCUGCAAAAUGUUUGGAGGUAAUUAUUCGCGGUAACUUUCACUAUAUACCGGCGACAGUUCAUCUAGUAUGAAAGCAGAAUCCCGACAAGUACGUUAAAUAGCUCUUAUUCUUUAAGAUUGUCGUAUAAAUUCUUCUAUAAGG
Messenger RNA from Xenia sp. Carnegie-2017, 756 nucleotides. RefSeq lists its product as uncharacterized. The coding region runs from base 1 to 648 and encodes 215 amino acids. Lineage: Eukaryota; Metazoa; Cnidaria; Anthozoa; Malacalcyonacea; Xeniidae. The transcript has 3 exons. The record is from RefSeq and is a predicted model, not a curated record.